CGUGAAGGGGCCGGGGCUUGGGGGUCCCGGGUCAGACGGCCCCGGAGGAGCCGCUCCAAGGGCUCGGUGACGCCGGGAGAAGCGGGGAGCAGCAUGGCCUGGGCGCUGAAGCUGCCGCUGGCCGACGAGGUGAUCGAGUCCGGGCUGGUGCAGGACUUCGACGCGAGCCUGUCGGGCAUCGGGCAGGAGCUGGGCGCCGGGGCCUACAGCAUGAGCGACGUCCUUGCCCUGCCCAUCUUCAAGCAGGAAGAGUCGAGUUUGCCUCCCGAGAACGAGAACAAAAUCCUGCCUUUCCAGUACGUGCUGUGCGCGGCCACGUCGCCCGCCGUGAAGCUGCACGAUGAAACCCUCACCUAUCUGAACCAAGGGCAGUCCUAUGAAAUCCGGAUGCUGGACAACAGGAAAAUCGGGGAGCUGCCCGAGAUAAACGGGAAGCUGGUCAAGAGCAUAUUCCGGGUGGUGUUCCACGACCGGCGGCUGCAGUACACGGAGCACCAGCAGCUGGAGGGCUGGCGCUGGAACCGGCCUGGGGACAGGAUCCUGGACAUCGAUAUCCCAAUGUCUGUGGGCAUCAUUGACCCCAGAGCAAACCCAACUCAGCUCAAUACUGUGGAGUUCCUAUGGGAUCCUUCAAAGAGGACUUCUGUGUUUAUCCAGGUCCACUGUAUUAGCACAGAGUUCACCAUGAGGAAGCAUGGAGGAGAGAAGGGGGUGCCCUUUCGGGUCCAGAUAGACACAUUCAAGGAGAAUGAGAACGGGGAGUACACGGAGCAUCUGCACUCUGCCAGCUGCCAGAUCAAGGUCUUCAAGCCCAAAGGAGCUGAUCGGAAGCAGAAGACAGACAGGGAGAAGAUGGAGAAGCGAACACCUCAUGAGAAAGAGAAGUACCAGCCCUCCUAUGAAACCACAAUCCUCACUGAGUGCUCCCCCUGGCCAGAGAUCACCUACGUCAAUAACUCCCCAUCCCCUGGCUUCAACAGUUCCCACAGCAGCUUUUCCAUUGGCGAAGGCAAUGGCUCUCCAAACCACCAGCCCGAGCCUCCUCCUCCGAUCGCAGAUAACCUGCUGCCCACCAGCACGCCGCAGGAGGCCCAGCAGUGGCUGCACCGAAACCGCUUCUCCACCUUCUCGCGGCUCUUCCGGAACUUCUCCGGUGCAGACCUGCUGAAGCUCACCAGGGAGGACGUGAUCCAGAUCUGCGGCCCCGCGGAUGGCAUCAGGCUCUUCAACGCGCUGAAGGGCCGGAUGGUGCGGCCCAGACUGACCAUCUACGUGUGCCAGGAGUCCCAGCAGCUCAGGGACCUCCAGCAGAAGCACGAGGACGGGGACACAGUGACCAGCACAUUCUUUGUGUACCACGCCAUCUACCUGGAGGAGCUGACGGCCGUGGAGCUGACGGAGAAGCUGGCCCAGCUCUUCAGCAUCUCCUCCCAGCAGAUCAGCCAGAUCUACAAGCAGGGGCCCACGGGGAUCCACGUGCUCAUCAGUGACGAGAUGAUCCAGAACUUCCAAGAUGAAUCCUGUUUCGUUCUGGACACCAUGAAAGCUGAGACCAAUGACAGCUACCACAUCAUCCUGAAAUAGCAGGGCACGGGAGGAGGAGCACUCACCAUCCUCCCAUCACGAGUGGAGACCCUUCACUUCCAGCACAAGGACACGAGCAGAGAUCUGGGAACUCAGGAGCAUCCUCUGCAAAGCCCCCCAGCUGCCGGCUCCUCGGCUCUUGCUUGCAGAGGACCUCAGCCUCCUGCCUCUGAUGCUGGUGCUAACGUGCAGCGAGGCUGGGAGCUCUCCUGUGUAGCUCUGGGCAGAGCUUUGCCCUUGGGACCCAAGCCCUGCUGAGGGCUUUGGCUGGGGCAGACGUGCUCAGCUCUGCUGCGGGGCCCCGGUGACGCUGGCAGACUGGAGGGAACAUGAAUGCAAGUGGCCCAGCAGAGCCAGCCGGCCCUGGGGCAGGUGCUGAGCUGGGCAGGUCUCAUACACUGCGUGCUGUGCUGCUGGAGUGGGAGGUGAGGGCUGGGGGGGUCUUCAAAGGUUUUAUUAAGCUUUCAUUUAAUGCUACAAUGCAUCUCUUAGACAGAGGUGGGGACUUUGGGUUUCUCCUCUCCACCCACCCGAAAGUGGCACUGGCUCAAUGGGUGCCGUCCCUCUUCCCAUGCAAGGGGGAGGUCAGGAACUUUUCCAUGUGGAUUGGGGUGUGUAAAGCUGGAGCAAACCGCGGAAUGCAGCAGAGGUGGAUAAAGAACGAGCG
Pezoporus occidentalis (night parrot) is the source of this 2251-nucleotide messenger RNA. RefSeq names its product transcription factor CP2 (gene TFCP2). The transcript has 15 exons. Bases 94 to 1584 code for a protein of 496 amino acids. Gene Ontology annotation, cellular component: nucleus. Gene Ontology annotation, biological process: positive regulation of transcription by RNA polymerase II. Lineage: Eukaryota; Metazoa; Chordata; Aves; Psittaciformes; Psittacidae. The record is from RefSeq and is a predicted model, not a curated record. Gene Ontology annotation, molecular function: DNA-binding transcription activator activity, RNA polymerase II-specific; RNA polymerase II cis-regulatory region sequence-specific DNA binding.